This is a messenger RNA of Miscanthus lutarioriparius, 693 nucleotides long. Lineage: Eukaryota; Viridiplantae; Streptophyta; Magnoliopsida; Poales; Poaceae. The record is from the annotation of a GenBank genome assembly.
AUGCCGCCGCCCACCGCCGGCCGUCUCUCGGCCCUUGUCCGCCGGUGCGCGGCGGGCGGAGCGCUUUCCCCGGGCGCGCAGGUCCACGCACAGGGCCUGGUCGGCGGGCUGCUUCCGGACGCCACCCUGGACACCGAUUUCGUCCUGCUCUACAGCCGCUGCGGGGCGCUCCAUAGCGCCCGCCAGGUGUUCGACGGAAUGUCCUUUCCGUCCAUGCACGCUUACAACGUCCUCCUCUUGGCCUCCCCGCCAGGGGCGGCCGUGGAGCUCAUCUCCCGCCUCCUCGCCUCGGGGUUGCGCCCCGACAGGUACUCCAUCCCCGCCGUGCUCCGCGCGUGCGCUGAGCUGCGGGACACGCUCCUUGGCACUGUGUUCCAUUGCUUCGCUCUCCGGCUCGGGUUGCUAGCUAAUGUUGUAGUUUCCGGCGCGCUGCUGGACAUGUACGCUAAGACCGGGAUGCUGGCUGAUGCGGCCAGAGUGUUUAACGAGAUGCCAGAGAGAGACACCGUUGUAUGGAACUGCAUGGUUACUGGGUAUGCGAGGGCUGGGAGCUCAGAAGAAACUCUGGAACUUUUUAGGAAGGCACAGAUUGAAUCCGUGGAUAUGGCAAGGGAUCUGCGGGCUGUGCCAAAUGUGUUGAAUGUCUGUGCAAAUGAAGGGCAGCUGAUGAAAGGGGAGAGAGAUCCAUGGUAG